Rhinichthys klamathensis goyatoka is the source of this 2750-nucleotide messenger RNA. RefSeq lists its product as uncharacterized. The record is from RefSeq and is a predicted model, not a curated record. Bases 218 to 2653 code for a protein of 811 amino acids. The transcript has 17 exons. Lineage: Eukaryota; Metazoa; Chordata; Actinopteri; Cypriniformes; Leuciscidae.
GAAAGAUGAGAAGUCAGACAAAGGGUGGAGAUGUAUGACUUCACCUUUUUCUUUUUUUAUCCUCAGGUAAGCCGCUUUUCAGGAAGUUGCCUUGUAAUAAAUACCUCCAUACAAGCAUACCAAGUUCCCUCUCACACAAACACACACCUUUACAAUCCUCAGUUUGACUGAUGGUUGAUCUGACAUGUUUUGGUCUCUUGAAGCCAAAUGAAGAAACAUGAAUCAUAGAAAGACAGUGCAUUUACCUCAGCUCAGCAACGCAAUGCAGCUGAAUCUCAUGGACAUGGUGAAAUCGGGGAAAAUGAGUAUCGACGAAGCUGUAAAUCAGGCUAGAAGUGACUCAGAACAGAAGCAAAGGAACUUAGACCUGGAGGAAGAACAGCCGUCACAGUAUAACUUCAGUGUCCGCAAGUUCAACCGCUACAUAUGGCAGAAACGAGUGCUGCAGAUUGAUUUCAGCACAAGCCUAAUGUGCAGCAUCGAGAAAGGCAUCGUGAAACGCCAGCUCCUCUUUUCUGAUGUGAAAAACUGCCAUGAAGCUACAGGUACCAGGUUCUCCAUUUCGUUCAGAGGUCGGACUGACUAUGAGCUGGAAGCUGCAUCUUUAGAGGACAAGCAGAAGAUCAUGCUGCUGGUAAAUCAGAUCAUCUACAGUAACAUAUACAGCCCUCCUGUAAAUGGGUCUGUUGAAAGGAAAAGCUCACACUUACCUCCAGACAACGUCAAAGAGGGACAGCUUUUACUCCAGAGAGGAGGACUGGCAUCAUUCAAAUGGAAAAAAUAUGAAGCUCAUCUUCAGACUGGUCAGCUGACCUUGUGGACUGUUGCUCAGCAAUCUGCCAGCAGUAAUCCAGACGACUUCGUUUCCUCCAGCGAGACCGUCUGGACUCUCUCAGACAUUUACGACAGUGUGGAUGAUAUCAGGUGUGCUGGGGGUGAUGGGACAGCUGUUAUCAUCCAUCUCUCAGACGGUAAUGUCAGGGUGGAGACCUCCUGCACCACCGACACCUUCACGCUGAUCAACGACAAGAAUGACUUCCUGUUCCGAAUACCAAAAAGCGAAUAUAUGACCUCAGAGGCAAUCAAAUAUGAGCGGGACGCCUGGGUGAAAGCGAUCAAACAAUUAUGUGUGGACUGGAAACGAAAGUCACAACAUGAACACUUCUAUGAAGCCCCUGAAAGAGCUCUCAUUGACGGUACAAAGUCAGAAAGUAAGACACAGAAUGACCACAUGCAGGUCACACCUCCACCAGUGCCACCGACACCGAGACCACGUUUACCCAAAACAUUCCCAGCUGAGCUUGUAGAUAAUCCAACAACACUAGAGCCAGAAAUCGUCACCAUGAAAGCGUCAGAACCGAAGCCAGCCCGGACAGCAGAGUUCAGAUCUGUGUUCAAGCCAACCUCACCAGUGGCCACAUGCUCAUCACCGUCUCUGACUUUGUCGUUUUUAUUGCCCCCACCUUUGCCUGUGCCGUCAGCAGUUCCAGGUCCUGUACCGCCCGCUCCUUUGCCCCCUCCGCUGCCCAUGAAAUCCAAGCAGCUUUCAGAGAGGACAAAAGCUUUUCACUGGGACCCGGUGGCUUAUGAUAAGAUCGAGAAGUCAAUAUGGUCUUGCAGGAACCCCAGGAAGACUGAAAUUGACACCUCACGCUUGCUUGAGCUGUUUGGAGUUAGAGAGUUAGGCGGCCCAGGCCGAUCAGAGUCCACCAGUACUAUGGAAAUCAUGUUGAAUUCAAGGAUCGCUCACAAUUUCAAUAUUUUCCUCAAAAGUUUCCCUGUGCAUCCGAAAGAGCUCAAGGACAAAUUGUUGAUUAUAAAUGAAGAGGAAGGGGGUCUCUCAGACGAGCAUAUUGCCUCUCUCAGGAGAUACGUGCCCACCGCAGAUGACAUUGAGAUGUAUAAAUCGCAUAAAGGAGACUUGACUGAACUGCAUGUGGUGGACCAGUACAUGAUGGAGAUGUGUAACAUCCCGGACCUGAGCGCCCGCCUGGACCUGCUGCUCACGCUGCGAGAGCUGCCCAUCUGUAUGGAGGACCUCACGCCGCUGAUUAUCCAGAAGAUCCGUAUGUGCCAGCAGCUGUGGGCUUGUGAGCCAUUUGUCAGUGUGCUGGAGUACCUUCUGGCUGUGGGCAAUUACCUCAACCAGAACGCAGGCAAGGACAGGACCAAGGGAUUCCGCCUCUCAUCCUUAACUAAGCUUUCUCAGCUGCGCGGGAACAAUCGGAAGUUCACCUUGCUGCAUGCCCUUGUGGAGCAGAUCAUGUUGCGAGAACCACGUUUGGCCACCUUUUUCCUGGAGCUUGCAGAAUUCGAGACUGCUUCUGGCGCUUCGGUUAAAGGUCUAACAGCAGAGGUGGAUGUCGUGAAGAACGAGUUUCAGAAGGUCAUCCAGUACAGGAAAGCACAAAAACGGAAAAACACAGCGGCCAAUCAGCACCCCAAAUUCGUCAAAGACUUGAAGAUGGCCAUCGAGAAGCAAGAGGCUGAUUUCAGACAGCUGAUGAAGAGGUGUGAGGAGAUGAGGAAGCUCUACACUGACAUAUUGGUAAAAUUCGGAGAGCCUUUGGAUCAAGACUCCCAAGAACUUUUCGGAUGGAUUUGCCAAUUUAUUAAUGACUUCAAGAAAGUAUACUCUGAAUACGCUCAUUGAUCCUGAAUUUCCGUUCAGAUAGACACAUCUAAUGCAGUAGGUGUUCGUACAGUCUGUGUGAAUUGGCACCUGCUUUCUCAAACAUUUCAAAGGCGAG